Molecule: messenger RNA, 2717 nt
Organism: Podarcis raffonei (Aeolian wall lizard)
Lineage: Eukaryota; Metazoa; Chordata; Lepidosauria; Squamata; Lacertidae
Gene: SLC36A4
Product: solute carrier family 36 member 4
Exons: 11
Coding region: 274-1725 (483 amino acids)
Biological process (GO): amino acid transmembrane transport; L-alanine transport
Cellular component (GO): vacuolar membrane
Molecular function (GO): L-alanine transmembrane transporter activity; L-proline transmembrane transporter activity
Source: RefSeq, a predicted model, not a curated record
UCACCUGAGGGCGCCAAAAUCCUUAAAAUCAAGAUCUAGUAGCUGUGGGAAAAAGCACUGAACUGCUUUUGCAUCUCCAGCUUAGUAAGACUCCAAAGCGUUUGAUUCUUACUGUUGUUAUGCCGAAGCAGAAUGUGCCAUUGUGACGCACUGAUGAGGAAAUACUUAAAGCUAUCUUUGAAUAGGAAUUCAUCUGUAAUUAAGGCAUAGAUAGGAUGGCACUGAAAUAUGACCUUCAACUAAUGUGUUUUUCAUGAAGAGGAUCUGGAAGUAAUGAAGCCUUUAAUAGCAGAGCAGAAUUCGGACAGUGAAGAUGAGAAUGAAAAUGAAUUGCUGCCGCCAGAGAAGAAGUAUCAGCUCGAUAACCAGGACAGCAUUUCGUUUGUACAGACACUCACUCAUCUCCUCAAAGGAAACGUUGGAACUGGACUUCUAGGCCUCCCGCUUGCAAUAAAAAAUGCAGGCCUUCUGCUCGGGCCAUUCAGCCUUUUGUUCAUUGGGAUUGUAUCCAUCCACUGCAUGCACAUUUUGGUGCGAUGCAGCCAUUACCUAUCCCAAAGAUUGAAAAAAACUACCUUAGGGUACAGCGACACAGUAAGCUAUGCGAUGGAAGUGGGUCCCUUUAAUGUAUUGCAGAAACGAGCUUCUUGGGGAAGAUACGUUGUGGACUUCUUCCUUGUGAUUACACAGCUGGGGUUCUGCAGCGUUUAUAUCGUGUUCUUGGCAGAAAACGUGAAACAAGUUCACGAAGGGAUUCUUGGAAAUAAAUCUGGUGUGAACACCACAGGAGUCAGUGGCCCCUCAGACAAAAUGACUACUGAUCUGCGAAUAUAUAUGCUGUGUUUCCUCCCUUUCACUGUCCUCUUGGUCUUCAUCCGCGAUCUUCGGAGUCUGUCUGUGCUCUCACUCCUCGCAAACAUAGCCAUGGCCAUCAGUCUUGUAAUCAUUUAUCAAUAUGUUAUCCAGGGUUUAUCCAUUCCUCGAAAACUGCCUCUAGUGGCAGACUGGAAGAGGUACCCGCUUUUCUUUGGCACGGCUGUCUUCGCUUUUGAAGGAAUAGGAGUGGUCCUUCCCCUCCAGAAUAGGAUGAAAGAAGUCGACCGCUUCCCCUUGGCCCUCAACAUUGGCAUGGCGAUUGUGAUGACCUUGUACGUCUCGUUGGCCACACUGGGGUAUAUGUGCUUUGGGGACGAAAUCAAAGGCAGCAUCACUCUGAACCUGCCGCAUGCAUGGUUGUACCAUAUGGUCAAGAUUCUCUACUCUUUUGGGAUUUUCAUUACCUAUUCGAUUCAGUUCUACGUUCCGGCUGAGAUCCUCAUUCCGGCCGUUGCUUCCCGAGUGCAGCAGAAGCUGAAGCUGUUCUGCGAGAUGGCGGUCAGGGUGCUCUUGGUCUGCUCAACCUGCAUUCUGGCUGUUUCAGUCCCUCGCCUGGACAUCGUCAUCUCUCUCGUCGGAGCCAUCAGCAGCAGCACGUUAGCCUUGAUCCUGCCGCCGCUGGUCGAAAUCCUCACGUUUUACAAGGAGAAGCAAAGUCUGUGGAUGCUUCUGAAAGACGUCUGCAUUGCCUCCAUGGGCGUGAUUGGCUUCGUAACCGGAACGUACGUGGCCGUGAAAGAGAUAGUUUGUCCGGCUUCUUUCUUUUCUCUCAACACUACAGAGCCGUCUCCGGGCUCUUUCAAUGUUUCGCACUUAGCCGGAACGCCGGUUAACCUUGGAAAAGUAUGAACUUUCCGGAACUCCUUGUUCCAGACUUCUUUGAGAACCAAAAAUUCUGAAUGGGAAGGUUUAGAGAUGGGAGCCUAUCAAGUGCAUUUCUGAGAACCUAAAGCCACUCCUGUUCCAACAUUCAAGUUGUUCGGGCCCAAGGUCUUUGCAUUCCUUCCUUUUCCAUAUGACCUCGUGAAGAGCACGAUUUCAAAGCAUUAUGGCUUUCCACAUAUUUAUUUGCAAAUGGGACCAGAGAGCAAAACACUAUUCUGACACCAUGUUUGGCCGAUACAAACCAACGACUUUCCCGUUCAUGUCUUGUUUAGCCACACUCGGCCUGUCUAAGAUCUCCGCCGUCGCAAGCCCCACAGCAGUUGAGAGAAUACAGAUGUGCUUUUAAAAUGUGAAUUGUGUUAGGUUGGUUAUGGGGCUUAGCCACAGGCACCACCCAGUAGAUUCUGCUCCACCUGGGACCAGGUUUUGAGCUAGCUCCUCCGCUGCAGUUUCCUUCCCCUUGCAGGUCACUGCCCAUGAAAUGAAGUGUAACUAAAUGAACAGGUUCCAUAGCACGGGGUAAAGAGAGACCAAAUGUGUCAAAAUUGUGUCUUCGAUUGCAGCGAUGAGGAUAUUAAAACCUGUUUAUGCAAAGCAACAAAAAUAACCUCUGCCGCGAUGAGAUUUUGCACGUGCAAUGUCUGCUUAGUUAUUUUUUGUGGAGCAGAACCACGAUUAUGAGUACCCAUGCAAGCUUGUUUUAAAUGGUUUUUUCUCUCUCUCUCCGUCGUAACUUGAUUUUGACUCUACAAACUUGCAAGCUCCUGUAUAUUUUUCUAUUUUAUUCCUAACACUAUGGAGCAAUUCCUCUAUUUUGUACUUGAGCGGUGUACGUUGCGAAGGAGAUAUUUCUCCAGUAUUCUACUUUAAGCAAAAAAAUAACAGUAACAUAACAUGCUGCAUGGAGUUCACGAGGUUCCCACCCACUUCUGCUUUGAGGAAACAAAUUUUGAUUG